Centruroides sculpturatus (bark scorpion) is the source of this 1964-nucleotide messenger RNA. RefSeq names its product zinc finger and BTB domain-containing protein 49-like. The transcript is spliced from 2 exons. NCBI's taxonomy places the organism in Eukaryota, Metazoa, Arthropoda, Arachnida, Scorpiones, Buthidae. The record is from RefSeq and is a predicted model, not a curated record. The coding region runs from base 74 to 1729 and encodes 551 amino acids.
UUAAACCAAUACUUGCAAAGGUGAAACGAGAAGUUUGUUCCUCGUAAAUAAAGAAUCCGUUUAGUACCGAAAAAUGGAAUUUCAAUGUUUAAUUUGCAAAAUGACAUUCUCCGAAAGAAGUUCAUUUAUUCAUCAUCAAGCAAGUCAUGCAGAAGACAGACACGAGUGUCAAAAAUGUGGAAAAGAGUUUUUCUGUUUACAAGAUUUACAACUACACGAAAAAACCCAACAUGAAGCAAGACUUUAUGUUUGUGAAAUAUGCAACGCUACAUUUGAACAACGAGAAACUUAUAUGGUUCACCAGAUAGUGCACCAGAUAGAGCAACAUAAUCUGCAAAUAGAACAAGAGAAAAAUAAGCAUGCGAGUGAACAAUCACAUAGAUGUUUGGAUUGUCAACAAGUUUUCAAUGGUGAAGUAGAAUUACGAAAGCACGGAGAAGAAAAACACAGAUUUGAAACAUUUUAUUACCAAUGCAGAUAUUGUAAAGAAAUAUUUGCCGAUAGUGACACGUAUAAAUCGCAUCGUAGAGAACAUUUUUCACAUUCAGUCCUGCAGGAACUAUUAAUGCGUAAAGAGCCGUCUUUACCACAAAACUUUCCUGAACUGCAAACGAAACCAGGAACUUCUUCAGCACAAACACUCCAGGAGCCAUCGAUGCAAGCAAGUCCUUUAACACAAAUUGUGGAGGCACCACGGAUGCAAGCAAGACCGUCCUCAACAGUAAUUGUUCAGAAUCCACAGAUUCAAGCAACACUUUCAUCACAGAUAUUGGAAGCACCACGGGUGCAAGCAGGACCGUCCUCAACACAAACCCUUCAGAAAUCAAUGGAACCGAGGAUGCAAGCAAAACCUCCUUUAACACAAACCCUGGACGAACCAAAGAUAAGAGCAGAAACAUCAUCCACACAAUCCUUAGAAAAACUAUCGAUGCCAGUAGAACCUUUGUUAAAUGCACUUCUUCAGGAACUUUUGAAACAAGCAGGAUUUCAUAUUUCCACAAUACUGCAGAAAUUAUUUAUGAAAACAGGGUCCUCGUUAAUUGCAAUGCUGCAGGAACAAUUAAUGCAAACAAGUCCUUCUACAAUAGAAACCCUGAUAAAAGCAGGGAUGCAAGCAGGACCUUUUAUUCAAAACCGGCAGGAAGAGCAAAGUCCAAAGGAAUCUACAACACAAACUCUGCAUAGCCUCCAUGAUUCUGCUCAAACUUCGAACAAAGAAAAUAUUCAAGCAAGACCUUUCUCUACUGAAAUUUCGGAGGAAAGUAUGAUGCAACUAUCAUCCUCAACUGAAUUCUCACAGGUAGUAGAACCGUUUACUGAAAUUCUGCCCACUUUUCAUGAUUCUUCUAUAUUUUCAUCAACACAAAUGUCUGAUAAAAAAGGGAAGCAAUUUCCACAUGCUCAAAUUCUUCUAGAGGACUGGACGCAAGCAGGACCUCUGUUUACUAAUAUUUCGGAAAAAGGUGUGAUUCAAGAAGAAUCUUUUUCAAGUGAGACUUCGGAAAAAGUAUUGAUGCAUGCAGAGUCUUUAACAGAAACUGUUUCCAGUUUCCAUUAUUCGUUUUCAACUGAAACUUCGAAUAAAAAAGACAUGCAAGCAGGAUUUUCUACUCGAAUCAAUCAUGAUAUAGAAGUGGAAUCGGGCCCUUCUACUCAGUCUUUACCUUCUUUCUCUGUUUUUCUUGAACAAUCUCAAACGCAAACUCCGAGUAAAAAACAGAAAAAUUAAGCUGGACGAAUAGCUUUUUUAUUCUAUUUAAGUUUGAAAAGAAAACUCGACUAAAUGAUCAAUUGUAAAAAUAUAUAGAAAUAAGUUACUAGACAAUUUUGCUUUACAGUGAUUUACAAUGUAUUUUUAAAAAUUUAAUUCGAAUAAUUUUACUGUAAUUUCAAUUGAUUUGAUUGUCUAUUUGUAUGUGAAAUAUAUCGUUAAUAAUAAAAUAAAGUCUAUAAAAUAAGAAUGU